GAGAAAUAAACAGAAUCAUAAAUGAAUUAAAAACUCUAAAAGAUAAAAACAAAAUCCUUACUGACGAAAACCAAAAUCUGCAAAAUAUCGACGAAAAAUGUAAAAAACUCGCUGAAGAAAAUGAAAAACUUUUUUUAAUAAAUAAAGAACUGACGGAAAAAAAUGAUGAGCUUGUUCUCAAAACAUUUGAAAAUAAUAAUUUAUUCAUUUACGAAGAAUUAAAUAAAGGACUAACAGAAACAUUACAAAAUAUAAAUAAAAAAAUCAACAAUAGUUUAAGUUUAUUAAAAAUUAACUUUUUGGAUUCCGACGAAAAUAAAAUAGAUAAAAUCAUUUUGGCCAAAAACAAAAGACUAGAAAACGAAAAUAAUCAAAUACUAGAAAACAAUCAAUAUGAAAAAUUAUUAAAAAAAAACCAAAAACUACAAAAAGAAAACGAGGUUGCUGUUUAUCAAAACCAAAGAUUGACCGAAAAAUUAGAACAAGUAAGAAAAGAAAUCGACGAAAAAGUAACUGAAUAUAAUAAAAAAAAUAAAAUUUUUAAUAUAUUGAACGAAAAAAUAGAUAUUAUAUUAGAUAAUUUUAGUUUUGAAAUAAUAUUUCCGUUAAAUGAUACUAUAGAAAAAAUGGAAAAAAUCGUUGAAUUAUGUGAAUUGAAUAGAAUUCAAAAAAUAAUAAACGAUCUAAAAAAAGAAAAAACACUUUUAGAAAAUACUAUCUCCGUUUGCAAAAAUAAAAUAAAAGACUACGAACAAAAUAAAACAAUUAACCAAGACUUGAAAAAUUUAGAAUACGAAUAUAAUUCUGUCGAAAGGUCUUUAAAAAAUAUACUGGAACAAAUUGAAAAAGAAAGAAAAUCAAUAUCGAAAUACAAAAAACAGUUGAAAUAUUAG
Racocetra persica is the source of this 893-nucleotide messenger RNA. The record is from the annotation of a GenBank genome assembly. NCBI's taxonomy places the organism in Eukaryota, Fungi, Glomeromycota, Glomeromycetes, Diversisporales, Gigasporaceae.